AUGACGAUGCCAAGAACAAAUACACAGAUCAUAGCACUAAACUCCAUCAGAACUAAGCCAUCAUCAGAAGAAAAGCUAUCUUCCAGGCGUCGUCUCUCCCGGAAGGAACACACGAUGAGGGACGUGUCGUCGUUCGACGAUGUUUACUAUCAAGAAGGUAGGAUUGGCAUUCCGUUCCGAUGGGAAUCCCAACCCGGAACGCCUAAGGUCGAAUCCAGGGAUUCCCCACUCCCUCCUCUCACACCCCCGCCUUCAUUCCAUUCCAACCCUAUUUCAAGAAAACCCCCCAGAAAGAACAACAUUGUGCCUGCUUUACUCCUGCCCAAGCUCAAUCUCAACAAAGCCCAGUUUCACCAGUCCCCUUCCAGGUCGUCGUGCUCGUCUUCUUCGUCGUCCCCAUGGUCAACAACUUCAUCCCCACUGGUUAUUCCGUCUGGGACGAAGCAACGUACUCCUCCGAGGAGGUCAUUUGAUUCCAGGAAUAUGGAAGCGGAGGAUUGCGAGUCGCCUGUUUCUACUUUGUGCUUCCGCGCUGGGCGUAGCAGCACACAUCGGGCUUCCCGGGGUUGCACUUUCAGCAUCAUCAAGCUGUUACUGGGAGAAUUGUCAUGA
Messenger RNA from Sesamum indicum (sesame), 612 nucleotides. The record is from RefSeq and is a predicted model, not a curated record. NCBI's taxonomy places the organism in Eukaryota, Viridiplantae, Streptophyta, Magnoliopsida, Lamiales, Pedaliaceae.